Camelina sativa (false flax) is the source of this 525-nucleotide messenger RNA. RefSeq lists its product as uncharacterized. NCBI's taxonomy places the organism in Eukaryota, Viridiplantae, Streptophyta, Magnoliopsida, Brassicales, Brassicaceae. The record is from RefSeq and is a predicted model, not a curated record.
AUGAUUAUCGGUCAGACCGAAGAAUGCAAGGAUUCCGUCCGGGCUAUGAAAAAGCGAGCGCGCCAGAUCUGUAGUGUUCAGGCGAUCUCCAAAGAAGAACCGGUCAAUGCUGACCCCAUCACAUUCACAACCGAGGACGCCAAAGGAAUCCAGCAUCCUCAUAACGACCCCCUGGUCGUGGAAGUCACAAUGAGCGAGUUCGACGUGGAGCGAGUCCUAGUGGAUACCAGCAACACGGUCAACGUUCUAUUCUGGCAGAUGUUGGCGAAAAUGGGCAUGACACCGGAGCAAAUCAAACCAGAGUCCAGGACGCUGACCGGAUACGAUGGUGUGGCCAAAAUGUUAAUGGGCGACGUGAAGUUGCAAGUCCACGCUGGCGGAGUAACUCGCAAGACCAAGUUCGUGGUCAUAUACGCACCGCCAAUUUACAACGCCAUUUUGGGUUCACCUUGGAUCUACUUGAUGCAAGCAGUCCCUUCCACCUAUCACCUCUACGUUAAAUUUCCAACUGCUACUGAGAUUUAA